AUGUUGCCCACUAUCAUCCUCAGCCUUGCACUCGUGGUAACAAGCUUCGCCCAGGCACCAGAAGGGCACCGCACUGUUUACAUCACUUCAGCUCAAGAUGCCAAAUUCGUUGUCGUUCCCAAAUCGCGCAUCGCAGGCGCACCUCUUGUAGUCCAAUCUCUGACCAAAUCUCCUUCGCAAACGUGGUAUCUUGCUGCACCAUCAAACAGCACCUCGAUCCAACUUGCCUCCACAACCCUAUGCAUGGACGCCGGCCCCAAAUCUGGGUGGAAGGACAUGGCGCUCGUUUACCUCCGCGAAUGCGCACCCAAGGCGGAGUCUCAGACUUGGAUUUCUAUGGAUGAUGGGCGCAUUGCACUCGAGGCUAGUGUGGGUACCAAGCAGUGUCUUGAUCUACAAUACAUAAGAGCUGUGGAGAAUAACCCUGUGGGUAUGUAUAAUUGCGCGGGGCUGGGGAACAUCGGGGCGAAGGAUAAGGGUAUCAAUUGGCCGCUUAAGGAUGCCUGA
Bipolaris zeicola 26-R-13 is the source of this 507-nucleotide messenger RNA. Its product is annotated as carbohydrate-binding module family 13 protein. The transcript is spliced from 2 exons. Lineage: Eukaryota; Fungi; Ascomycota; Dothideomycetes; Pleosporales; Pleosporaceae. Bases 1 to 507 code for a protein of 168 amino acids. The record is from RefSeq and is a predicted model, not a curated record.